UCCGCUCACUACAGCCAGCCGUCACUUGCACUGGGCGGCCGGGUAUAGGGGCAGCCAAUGGCCGGGGGCAGGGAAAGUCCCCUCUGUCAGGCCGCUCCCCCUCUCGCUGUGUACACAGCUCACGUCACGUUACAUGUGAGAGGUGUCCGGGAGGUUGGGGCGCCCGGUGAUCUGUGAGCCAGGGAGAAUCGGCACCAAGCUGCAGCUAUCAUCACGGGACAGGCCGCCGUGUCACCCGGGGGAGGGACAAGUCACAUGAUGUCAGGUGUAAGGGCUGCCUGCUGUUGCUGCCGGUGACGCGCUUCCAGGCCGGAACAGGAGCCGGGGUCCCCCGUACCUCGGAGGCCCGGACAUGGAGUGUGAGAGGAUGGAUAGCCUGGACGGCUGGGUGGCCGUGCGCCCAAACGUGUUCGAGGAGCCGGAGCCAUACAGACUGGGCUUCAUCGUGGCCUGGAACCAGGUGGAGAGCAAGUUCGCGGUGACCUGUCACAACCGGACCCUGCAGCGGAGGAGGCGGAGGGAGGAGGAGGAGGACGGGGAGCAGAGCAGCUGGGCCGGGCUCUACACCGUGCAGGACCUGCAGCAUAUUCACCGGCAGCUCAGCUCGGUAUGCAGCACCCUGGAGCAUUGCUUCCCCCGCCUGCCUGACCCGCAGCCUGCCGGGAGCAUGUGGACGCUGCUGUUCCCCGGAGCCCCGUCUUGGGAGGGCAGCACGGAGGAGCUGGACGCCGUGUGCCGGACCCUGGAGGUCUACCUGGGCCACGCCAUAGAGCAGUGCGGCCGCCGGAUAGUGCUGGAGCUGCUGUUCCCGGAGGACGCGCAGGACGCGGAGCGCUACUAUGAGAACAUGCACGAGUUCCGCAGGAAGAGCCUGGAGGAGCAAGUGGCCCGGGCCAAGGAGAACCUGCGCACGAUACUUCAUCAGCACAAAAAUGCAGAGAAAAUGAUGUGUUUACUUAAAGUUUAUGAAGAAGAAGAUGAAGCAUUUAUGGAACUGGUUUCCGUGGCAACCCAAUUCUACCAGUACUUACUGCAACCUUUCAGGGAUAUGAGAGAGCUGGCAAUAUUAUACAAGCUGGAAAUACUGAAAUCCCUGGAAUUGGAUGAUUUGGGUCCAAAACGCAUUGAGGCAUUGCAAAAGGAAGCUGAUAAAUGGAACGCAAGAGCAAAAGAGGCUGUGAGCUCUAUACAGAGUGUGACUGUGAACUAUUUCAAGGAGACUGAAAAAGCCCUGGCUGCAAUGCAAAAACAAAUGGAGCUGGAUAGAAGGAGAUUUGGACAAACCACUUGGUCAUCUGUGCUGCCCAGACUGGAAAGGAUAAAAUCCAUGUUGGCAAAAGAAUCUCUUCAGCAUAUGAGAUCAAAGGAGCUGUGCCUGAACCAGAAGAGGGCUGAUAUCAAACGGAAUAUGAAAAACCUGAGUGAGACUGACGAGGCGAUGGCACUGGUGGAUGAGCUGGAGCUGCAGUACUACGAGACACAACUUGAACUGUAUGACGUUCAGUUUGAAAUACUGAAGCAUGAAGAGAUGUUGCUUCUGGCAGAACUGAAUGCACUGCGGAGACAAAUGAAGGAGAAGCAGGAGGAGGUAGUCUACUACGACACAUGUGAAGAUCCCCAGGAACUACAAACAUUCGAGCAGUCCCAUAACAAUCACAGUUCAAUGUACAUGAUGCUCCGUGGGAAGUCACAGCAGCUGGAGUCUAAACGGGUGGAUAUCUGUGCAAGACGUGCUCUGCUGCGGAACAAAAAAGAUCAGUGCAUAGAGGCACAGGAGCUAAAACAAAAACAGUACCAAGAAUCCCAGAAGCAGAUCCAGCAGCAUCACUGCGCGCAGAUGAAAAAGGACAAAAAAAAGGAAGAAGAGAGAAAGAAAAAAGAAUGGGUCGAUCAGGAACGUCAAAAAACACUACAGCGAUUAAAAAGCUUUAAAGAUAAAAAAGAAUCGAAUGUCGUAUUGAAAACCUCUCGAAUACAGUCUCGUUUUUCCAGUAAUUCUCACGAGAACUUAAAACCCUCCUGUAUAGCAAAGGGGCACAGAAGUCACCCAGUAGAUAUCCCCGUGCAGAUCUUUGUUCAGAAGGGAAAUUUUGAUCAUGGAAUUCCUGAUGAUUCCACAUCAGCCAGUCACUUUCCACAACCACCUACUGUGCCACCACCACCACCUCCUCCACCAGCUCCGCCUCUUCCUCCUCCACCACCACCACCACCUUUACCACCCUUCACUCCUCUUUUGGCAGGCUCUGUUCCACUACCUCGUGCAGUAGAGACUCUAAAACCUAAUGAACCUCUAAUGUUGGUAGAUAAAACCAAACCAGCCAUAUCAAAAACACACUUGAACCAACAUUCAGGUUCCAUGGAAGAAGUGUUGGCUUCAUUGAAGCGAGGGGAAAAUCUUCUACAUAAGGUGGUACAAACACAGGUGCCUGUUGGCAACAUAAGAGACAACAUCCUAACUGCUAUUAAACAAGGAGUAAAACUGAGGAAAGUCAGCAAAGACCAUGUGAAGAAAGAGCAAGAAAGUGAGCUGGAGCAGAGCAUUAAGGCAGCCAUGCAGAGAAUGAAAAAGGUAUCCUCGGACUCUGAAGAUGAAGAGAAGAGUGAAUAUGUAAGUGGUGAAUGGGACACAUAAUGCCCCUGAGCAGAAGUGUGACCUGCCUUUCACUCUAACUUCUCCACUAUUAAAUAGAACAAUAUCCGGAGGCACUGAAGUCAGGUCCUGCUUGCUUCCUAUUGGCUGUGUGAUGUAACGGCUCUCAGUAGGCAUCCACUCUACAUGGCUUCAAGAAAACGUAAACCCAGCAGCACUGCUCUCCAUUGCGCUUUCAGCAUGGAUCUUUUUCACUGGGUGAUUUCACAAAUAUAUCCCUUAACAUAGAAGUCUACCUACUAUGGAUUUACUUUACAUUUUAAUUGACUACAUCACAAUGUGAGGAAACUCCUCCAGUUGGCAUCUUGUAAUUUUAUAUUUUGUUUCAAAAUAUUAAUAUGCACUGGACAUUUAGUUACGAAAGCUAUUUUAUUAUACAUAAUUAUUAGUUAAUGGUAAGUUGGGUCAUUUUUAAAGGGCUCCUUGCUGCCAAAUGCAUGUACAUCAAAUAGUUGAAGACCUUUUCUAGCAUUCUGAAAUAUACCUGAAAAAGUUUUUCAUGACAUCACUUGUAUGCAGUAUUGAUAUGUAGCAGAGCGUAGUCUCUACUUUUCCUGUUCUGUUGUUCUAAGAUCCUGUCAGAUUCUGCAGGUUUUAUCACAUUUUGCUUGGGAAGCAGUGAGCAUCCCGGCAGUCUGACCGACCUCAAAAUCCCAGAACAACGCCUGCCAACAUCCCGAAGUAUGGGGGUGGUUAGGGCCCGGGGGGAUUUGGGUUAGGCACUAGAGGGGGGGGUUAGCUGUAGCCUCCUCCCCCACUAUCUUAGCCCUAGCCGCCACCACAGGCGGGUUAGGGUAGGGGGCGGGGGAGGUGUAAUAUAAUGACCCUGUCAGCAUUCUAAUUGUCGGGAUGCCGGUGUUGGUCCCGGCCGCCAGCCUCCUGUAUCACACCCUUUUGCUUAGCUAGUGCAAUCCAGAGUCUCACAAAGAUGAGAUGUGCUGCAUCAUGCCUCACUAACACCAGCCAAUCAGGGUCAUUUAAGGCCUGAACAUGUGUGCAUAUGCUUUGGCCUUCCAUCCUGAAAAUACGGUGCAUGUGCACAAGGCGGCCAAAAUUUGAGCGGGUACACGGAUGCCCCAUGACUCGGGUCGGUGUACGCUACACACCCUGCACUUAGUCUUUGAUCUAAAAUCACGGUGUGUAAUCAGCUCUGUUACUGACAUGCUUUAGAUCCUAAUAACCUUUUAAGAUUCUGCAGUAAUUCUGGCAAGGAAUAGAGUAUUGACAACACAUAAAUCAAUAUACAGUUUACUACACAUUGGCAAGCGGUUGCUAUAUAACAUAUGAAAUUAAAAGAUCCUGUUUUAAACUUUAUAUACCAAUAGUGCACCUAGCGUAUCAAAUGACUGAAAUUCUAGAAAAGGUGGCUAUAUAAUUAACUAUACAUUUUCGGAACUUCAAGCAGCCUGAGAAGUAAAGUGCAUGUAAUGACCAGUCUCGCUGGUCCACAUCUACUGUAUAUCCGAGUUAAAUGGAGUGAAUAUGCUCCUAUUUCCCUUUACUCCAGGUAGGAUUCAAAAGUGUUUGUAAUAACAGAUCCUCUAGACAAAUCUAGCGCUGUCCCAAUGAUUACACUCAAAUGCGAGUAAGUAGGAGGACACAACAUCAAGCAAAUAUUACCUAUUCUCGACUGUGGGAGAUUGUAGUAUUUCCUGCCCGGCCAAUGGGCUGACAUCUCCACUGUGGGAGGAUGUGAGCUGUGUAAUCACUGCAAGAGCCUCCGUUGUCCUGGCUGAGAUAUGGCUCCGUGCAAGAGACCCGUUUGGCACAGCCGAGGGAUAGUCAGCAGGGGGAUUCCUUUCUCUAAUGUGUUUCACUCCUAGCUGGGAGCUUUAUCAAAGAAUGCAUUAGAUCCUGGUGUUCAUCUAAAGAUUCUGCACCAUUUAUUGUAUCACUGACUUAAGGGGGGUACACACGGAGAGAUCAGUGCUUAAAUUCUAAGCAAUCUGACGGGAUUGCUUAGAAAUUGAGCACGGAUCUCUCUGUGUGUAGGGUGCUGGCGACAGCGAUGCGCGGCGCUAGCGCCGGCUCUAGAUUUGGCAUGGAUGCAUGCCAAAUCUAGUGAGAUCGCUCAUUUCUCCGUCCAUUCAUUCUGAUUUCACCCCUGGAAUAAAGCAGUUGGUGAAAAUACAUCAAGGCACAAUGGUGGUCAUUCAGAGUUCGCUCGUUGCCGAUUUUCGCUAUGCUGCGAUUUGUUGCUGCAUGCGCAUGGUACGCAGAGCGCAUGCGCUAAGUUAUUUAACACAAAACUUAGUUGAUUUGCUGGUGUUCGUGCGGCGCUUUUCAGUUGCACUGCUGAUCAGUGAAUGAUUGACAGGAAAGGGGCCUUUCUGGGUGGUAACUGAGCGUUUUCCGGGAGUGUGCUAAAAAACGCAGGCGUGUCAGGGAAAAACGUGGGAGUGGCUGGAGAAACGGAGGAGUGGCUGGCCAAACGCAGGGCGUGUUUGUGACGCCAAACCAGGAACUAAACGGACUGAGCUGAUCGCAAUCUAGGAGUAGGUCUGGAGCUACUCAGAAACUACAAGAAAAUAUUUAGUAGCAGUUCUGCAAAUCUUUCGUUCGCUAUUCUGCUAAGCUAAGAUACACUCCCAGAGGGCGGCGCCUAGCGGGUGCAAUGCUGCUAAAAGCAGCUAGCGAGCGAACAACUCGGAAUGAGGGCCAAUGUAUAAGUAAUCUCAUGAACUUUUUAGUAAAAAAACAACAAACAUGGCUGUAGGUGGAAUGCCGUCACUGACAAAAUGUCUAACAAAUGUCACUGGGUGUUUUGCCAUUCAAGAUGAUUUUUUUCAGAUUUGGCAGAUACUGGGUAGUUAUGGUAAUUAAAGCAUUUAACCAUACUUGUCUUGUAUAGUGUAUAAUUUAACAGAGCACAGCUAACUGAAAUAACAUUUUAAACAAAGUGAGACACAGAUGGCCAAAAUCAGUCCAUGUUACCUCUUCACGUUUGUAUUGAAUACACCUGUGCCACAGAUGCUCAGUAAAACUUACUUAGUUAGGGGUCUUGUGGACCAAGUUUGGCGACCGCUGAUAAAGGCUUUAUGUGGAAAUAGAUAAAUUGCUUCUAUAAUAUUGAGACUGCAAAAGAAAUCGUUUUGGGUAAAGUAACUUUACAGGUAAGUAAAUUGAGAAAUCAAAAUAAUGAAAUUGCUGCAUCAGAGCAUUGCUCAGCAGACAUGUAUAAAAGAAUGAAAUCUAAGCCAGAGUUUGAGUAAAAGUCCCUGAUGGGCUGUGAUUCCCCAUUGAGAUGUCAUAGCAGCCCUUAUGGAGCCGACGUUUUUAUUACUGUGCGUGUGUGAGAGUUGUACUACGCAUGUGACGCAAUGGUCUUGCAACCGCUCGCAAUGUGGAUUAGGACGCAGAGUGAUUAACAGAUAGCGACCGUUUGUGGGAGGCAAUGUGUGUGUCGCAGCCGUUUCAGGGGCAUCGCUUUGCGCAGUGGUUCUGGUGUCUUACUUGUGGGACGUUCUGAGCAAUAAUAUGGUACAAACGAUGUUCCUCUGAUGCUGUGCCUUUGUAUGCAAAUGGUGGAUCUGAGGAGUCGGUGAUGGGUGUCUCUACAAACAGCAGUGCCUGCGACAUUUGCAUAUCUUCUCAGAUCUGCAGUGCACAAAUAUGCAGCAGCGAUGCAACUAGUGGCCAUCUCUGAAUCAGGCCCUUAUACUUCUGACCCUUGAUGACAUCACACAGUCCUUCUGUGGGUGAACUUGAGGGCAGACUGGAUUCUGGGCAGUGUGGGCUUAGUUAUAUCUGUCCUGUGAAUCACCAAGAGAUGCCUUAGAACAGUGAUGGCUAACCUUGACACUCCAGCUGUUGUUGAACUACACAUCCCAGCAUGCCCUGCAUCAGUUUUAGCAUGGCCAAAUAACAAAACUGUAGCAGGGUAUGCUGGGAUGUGUAGUUCAACAACAGCUGGAGUGUCAAGGUUAGCCAUCACUGCCUUAAAAUAUGGUAUUAGAUACAGAAUAAAACUGAAAACCUGCUAAAAUGUUUCAUUAGUUAAUAAAUGUAUUAUUUUAAUA
Molecule: messenger RNA, 6669 nt
Organism: Pseudophryne corroboree (corroboree frog)
Lineage: Eukaryota; Metazoa; Chordata; Amphibia; Anura; Myobatrachidae
Gene: WHAMM
Product: WASP homolog associated with actin, golgi membranes and microtubules
Exons: 10
Coding region: 353-2632 (759 amino acids)
Biological process (GO): Arp2/3 complex-mediated actin nucleation; endoplasmic reticulum to Golgi vesicle-mediated transport
Cellular component (GO): cytoplasm; endoplasmic reticulum-Golgi intermediate compartment membrane
Molecular function (GO): Arp2/3 complex binding; actin binding
Source: RefSeq, a predicted model, not a curated record